Molecule: messenger RNA, 567 nt
Organism: Nerophis ophidion (straightnose pipefish)
Lineage: Eukaryota; Metazoa; Chordata; Actinopteri; Syngnathiformes; Syngnathidae
Product: myelin and lymphocyte protein-like
Exons: 4
Coding region: 42-506 (154 amino acids)
Biological process (GO): myelination
Cellular component (GO): membrane
Molecular function (GO): structural constituent of myelin sheath
Source: RefSeq, a predicted model, not a curated record
AUGACCCUGCACCUGUUGUAGUGCCUUUGAGCAGCAGCAGGAUGACGUCCAACACCCAGGUGAACACCAUGGAACACCUGCCCAGUGGUCUGAGGGUCUGCUGCACCAUCCCUGAUGUCUUCUACCUGCCCGAACUGGUGUUUGGUGGUCUGGUGUGGGUUCUGGUGGCAUGUACACAGGUGGUCCCAGAGAACCCCCAAGGUUGGGUGAUGAUGGUUUCUGUCUUCUGCUUCGUCUUCACCUUCCUGUGGAUGAUGAUGUUUACUUGUGGAUGUCAUUCCAACAAGAGCAGCUGGGCGACAGCAGACUUUUUGUAUCAUCUCAUCGCCACCGUCUUCUACCUCAGUGCCUCUGUGGCCUUGGCCAAGGUCACGCUGGACAUGAGGGACAAUGGCCGCCUGCAGGACUACCAGCUGGACAUCUCAGCCGUGGUCUUCUCAUACGCCACAACGCUGCUCUACUUGGUGCACACCAUCUUGUCAGCCGUCCGAUGGAAGUCCUUCUAGAAUCUUCCAACCUGGGGGGGGGGUUCUGGGUUGUCCUAACUUUCUAAACUGGGUAAAUUAA